UUUGGUUUCGAUCUGUCCCAUUUUAUUUUAUUUUUAUUGUAAGAGUAAAUAAAUCGGUAUAUUUACUAUUAAUAUCAUAAUGUUAAAAAUCUCUUACCGAAAAGGAUAACAGUGAAUGCAAAUAUUGUGAGAUUCUAACAAUUGUUGACGUUGAACAAACAGUGUUGAAAUGUCCGCAAAUGAUUUGGAAGACAACGAUGAUUUAGAUCAUGUUACCUUGGUCCGUAUGGAAGACGUCCAACCUGAAAAAACCGAGCUGUAUUUGGACGACGAGAUGAUAGAAAACUUGGAGUAUGACAACGAAUGCGUGAUUGACGAUCGUAAUGAGGACUGUGCUAUUGGGAGUAUGGUUCCUAUAAAGUGGGAAGAAGUGGAAGACUCUCAGGAUACGGACACAGAUUGCGCCAGCGAGCAGGGGAAUUUAGAGAGUGCGGACGACAGCAAUGAUACUGCGGAGUACAUUAUUCCGGAUAUCACGAAAUCCAAUGUUGAAACUAAGGAGAAAAUAGCAGAAAUAUCAAACCAAUCACCGAGCAGUUGGCCGACCUUAGAAAUUCUGCCAGGUGGUGUCAUCAAAGACGCCGACAAAUACGAAGACAUGUAUUCCGACAAGAACCGAUUAAAGAAUAACGAGAUGGUGUAUGCAUGUGCAAAAUGUUCCCAGAAGUACAAACAUUUGUAUUGCCUAGUACGACAUGUAAAAUGGCAUGAGGAUGAAGAGAAAAAACUGAAAAAUUCGGUUGCAGCUACUGUGACACCGACAAGAAGUUUAUUGAAACCCAUAAAAAAUGCUGUUCAGCCCAAGAAAGACGAUAUUGUGCAAAAAGUAAUAUACAAGUUAAAGUGUGCGAAGAACACAAAAAUACAAAAAUUUCCAAAGCGCACCAAACAUAAAACUAAUAAUUGUUCAUAGUAUAUUAUGUUUACCUGUUAGAUGUUUGUAGAUUAUGUACAAUGGGGAAUAUGCACAUAUUUUUGUUUUAUAAAAAAAUCAUACUGCUGUGGGAAAUCAUAGCAAUAGUUUUUGGAUAUCACUGAAAGAAAACAUUUACUUGCUUUUAAAUUCUUAAAAUCAAGUAUGUUGUAAAUGCAUUGUAUUAGAAAAUGUAUAAUUUUGUUUUUUAGGGUUCCGUACCCAAAGGGUAAAAA
Messenger RNA from Aricia agestis (brown argus), 1149 nucleotides. RefSeq lists its product as uncharacterized. The record is from RefSeq and is a predicted model, not a curated record. Lineage: Eukaryota; Metazoa; Arthropoda; Insecta; Lepidoptera; Lycaenidae. The coding region runs from base 170 to 913 and encodes 247 amino acids. The transcript is spliced from 3 exons.